Molecule: messenger RNA, 1128 nt
Organism: Prorocentrum cordatum
Lineage: Eukaryota; Dinophyceae; Prorocentrales; Prorocentraceae
Source: the annotation of a GenBank genome assembly
AUGCUGCCAGGAUACCAGGCGCACCUGCGGCUCGGCAGCUCCCUGAUCGUGCGCUACGGCGGCCUGUACCGCGCACAGAUACCGGGGGGCGGCGUGCGCUACUUCACGGUGAUGACGUCAGUGUUCGACACCGCCUACAAGGUGCACGAAACGUUUGAUAUCAAGGGCUCCACGUUCAACCGCCAGAAGAAGCCCAGCGAGAGCAUCGGCAAGGACGAGGACUGGAUCCAGGCCAGCCAGAGGCUCCGCGUCCCUCACGGCGUCCGCCGCAGGCUCCGCGCGGCCCACGAGAGGGACGCGGGCUUCCUCGCGGCCAACGGGCUAAUGGACUACUCGCUUCUGGUAGGCAUCCACCACGUAGGCUCCGAGCAGCCGCGCGACGGUGCGCGGCUCGGGUGCGGCGGGGACGCGGAGUCCAUAAACGGCGGGCUGGUGUCGGCGGACGGCAAGCACAUCUACUUCGCCGGCCUGAUCGACUUCCUCAUCUUCUUCGGCCUUAGGAAGGAGAUGGAGAGCCUCAUGCGUAAGGCACAGGGCCACGGAGAGGACGCCUCCUGCGUGAACCCGAUGCACUACGCCAUGCGGCAGGUGGGCUUCAUCCAGGACAGCGUGCUGGAGUGCUACGUCCAGGACGACAGCGUGGAGAGUUUCCUCCAGGAGGGCGGGGCCCCCGGGGCCCGAGGCGAGGAGCUGGCGGCCGCGGGGGGCGUCGGCGCCCUGCGCGUCGUGGUGGUCGCCGCCCAGAACCUGCGGAACGCGGACCUCCUCACCCUGUCGGACCCGUACGCAGAGGUGAGGCUCGGCCUCCAGAACCGCAGGACGCCGACGGUCAAGGACAACCUGAAUCCGGAAUGGAACUGCAGGCUGCUCUUCGCCGUAGACGAGGCGCACAUGGUGACUGGUUUCGAGGUGGAGGUGGCCAUCUGGGACGAGGACAGCGUCAAGGGAGUGCAGGGCGACAACGACCUGUUGGGCCGGCUGCGCGUGCCCAUGGAGAGGGUCAUUCGGGAGGGAGCUCAUCCUGGCUUCUUGGAGAUCCAGCAGAAGUUGCAAGAUGCCCCCAAAGGCGAGCUGACGUUGCGACUGGAGUUCCUUCCGCUGAGUGUGCUUGAAGUUCCACCUUCGUAG